AUGUCCACCUAUCUCGACCCGCGUUUCUCUUAUGUGCCGGAUCUUCUUAUGAGAGUACGCUGGACAGAAAUCGAAGAAUCAAUUGCGCUUUAUUCUGAGUCAUUGAUUAUUGUGCCCACAUCAGCACAGCCCCCAGUUCCAAAAAAAGCACACGUUGAAGAGUCUAGUUAUGCGAAAUUUGUGCAAUCCAAGAGACUAUCAGUCGGGGGAAGUAGCAUCCAGGCGGAAAUGGCGAGCUACAAGGCACUUGUGGUUGCUGGAAGACCAGCCUUGGAUUCUGACCCAGUUACUUUUUGGAGAGCUCACAGAGAUAGAUUCCCGCUUCUUCAAAGAAUCGCUCUGCAUUUCCUCUCGCCCACGCAGUCUAGUGCAAUUGUGGAAAGAUCGUUUAGUGUCUGCGGCUCCAUCGUUAACAAUAGCCGAAGAAACAGGAUGAAACCGAAGACUCUUAACCAGCAACUUCUUUGUGCGGCAUUGGCUACUUUGGAAUCUACGACGAAGGAAAAUACGUCGACGACUGAAGAGUACGAAUAUGACGACGAGAAUGAUGACUCAGAAGGCGAAGAAUAUUACGAAUCUAGAGAGCAUAACGACGAUACUUUUGGAAACGAUUGGCCCAAAUAA
Caenorhabditis briggsae is the source of this 624-nucleotide messenger RNA. Gene Ontology annotation, molecular function: protein dimerization activity. The record is from RefSeq and is a predicted model, not a curated record. The coding region runs from base 1 to 624 and encodes 207 amino acids. The transcript is spliced from 5 exons. NCBI's taxonomy places the organism in Eukaryota, Metazoa, Nematoda, Chromadorea, Rhabditida, Rhabditidae.